Molecule: messenger RNA, 878 nt
Organism: Phycodurus eques (leafy seadragon)
Lineage: Eukaryota; Metazoa; Chordata; Actinopteri; Syngnathiformes; Syngnathidae
Product: transmembrane protein 158
Source: RefSeq, a predicted model, not a curated record
AUGCUGAACAAGUGUCCGACCCUGCUGCUGGCUCUGACCGCAGUGGCCGGACUCGUCCGGCGAUGCCGAGGCUGGAGCGACGAGGACGUGCUGCUUCCGCCCGUCAACUCCUCCGACGGGUUCCUGGCCGACCUGGGGGUGGACGUGCGUCUGUCCAGGAGGUCCGCGGGAGGGGACGCGCCGUCCCCGUGCAACGUGAGCGUCCAGAGAGCGCUGCCCGCCUCGUUGGUGGCCCGCUGGGACAGCAGCUCCGGCUUCCAGUGCGACGUGCUCAUCUACAGCACCAACAACCACGGACGGGCGUUUUUCUCCGCCUCCUUCAACCGGGCCAUCUCGCCCGUGGUCAUCGAGCAUCUGGGGACCACCGGGGGUCAGCAGGAGUUGAGGCUAUGCGUGGGCUGCGGGCUGUCCCGCUACAGGAGGCUCGGCCCCGGCAGGGCGAGGGGCCAGCACGGCGGCGAUCGGGUCACCUUCUGCUGCGUGGAUUUCAGCCUCGACGAGCUGAAGGGUGACAAAAGUUGGAGGCUGAACAGAAAGCCCAUCGAGUCCACACUCGUGGCGUGUUUCAUGACUCUGGUCAUCAUCGUGUGGAGCGUUGCUGCUCUCAUAUGGCCGGUUCCCAUCAUUGCAGGCUUCCUGCCCAAUGGGAUGGAGCAGAGAAGACCCAGGUGACUGACCUGAUCGAUGACGAGCCCGUGCUGCCUAUACCUAAUAUUAAUUGUAGCCAUUAUACUCCUUUGCCACAAUGAAUGGGCGACAGUUUAUUACAAUUCGGGUCAUUUGGAACCCCAAUUAACCUCCUCAGAGGAUCAAGGUAUGAUUGAAUGAAUGGAUGAAUGGAUGGAUGGAUGGAUGGAUGGAUGGAUGGAUGGGUGAGU